This is a messenger RNA of Trypanosoma brucei brucei TREU927, 1971 nucleotides long. RefSeq lists its product as hypothetical. Gene Ontology annotation, molecular function: deubiquitinase activity. NCBI's taxonomy places the organism in Eukaryota, Euglenozoa, Kinetoplastea, Trypanosomatida, Trypanosomatidae. The transcript has a single exon. Bases 1 to 1971 code for a protein of 656 amino acids. Gene Ontology annotation, biological process: protein deubiquitination. The record is from RefSeq and is a predicted model, not a curated record.
AUGCCUCUCUGCUGUUGUAAAGAUGAAAACAACAGUACUGUUGAUAAGAUACCGGACACCAUUGAAACAGGUGAAGUGGUGCUGAAGCGUUGUGCCCCUCCGGUGCUUACGCGUGAUGAUUUUGUCGAGGUUCAAGUACAUGUCAAUGUGUAUAGUCUUCUGAAGCGAAAUGGCUGCUUUAAGAAAAUAGGUAUGGGAGUAUUUCACUGCGGUAUCGUUGUCUACGGAAUCGAGUGGGGUUACGGUGAGUGUAUGGAUCCCAACACUGCAUCAGGUCUUUUUUGCGUCUGUCCCGGUCAUGCAGCUGGGUCGCUGUAUCGCACUAUAUGUCUAGGCGUCACUACCCGCUCCCCAGAGCAGGUGGACACAAUUCUUCACAGACUAGAGAAUGAGUGGCGCAGUGCGGACUAUCACAUCCUUGCUCACAACUGCAACCACUUUGCACAACGUUUCUGCGACAUGCUUUCUACUGUGCAAAAGUUACAGUUACCUGCAUGGUGCAAUCGUGCGGCACGUGUGUGCAACAAGGUCGUACCGCGACGACUAGCUUCAUAUAUUCAUCGUAUGAUGGACGAGCCCCCUCCUAAAGCGACACCUGCAGCACCGUCACGCGUAAGGGAACUUCCAACCUCGGUCAUACCACCAUUAUGGUAUAAUUAUUACUGUGUUUCGAAAAACCCACGGUACGUUACACUACAAAACACGGAGUCGGAGAGGCUGUUCUUCAUGCGAGAGAACGGAGAUACACCGCAAGACAAAAAACGAUUUGGCGUACAACAGCCUCGUGUGCCUAAGACGAGGGCAGCCGUUCCCAAAAUAUCCAUCGUGCGACGAGGUGGUGUCGGCGUAGCAGAAUGGAGCACGCUUCGUGAAGGUAGUGCCCCACCACCAGCUCCCAAACGGCGUGGUACAAACGUUACGGACAGUCUUGCUAUGAAAGAUAAAAGUAACGGAGUCUGCAACGGUGAGUCUUCUUCUGCUUCAGAUAGUGAACCUUCAGGGGUUCUAGAUAAACACUCGACGUCUGUAAGGGUUGUUGAUUCCCUACGGUAUAUUCGUGGUGGAAGUGUGUCUGGUGCGAACACGGAUCGUAGAGCGCCAAGUGGCUCGUCGAAGGAGACCCCAGGAGACCGAAUCGAUCCAGAAGAGAGCGAUGAUGAAGAUGAUGCAUUGUAUAGCUCCGAGGAUGGGGCGACCAUAAGGAUAGAAAGAAAGCUCGAAACAGGAAGUUCUCGUACAGAUACAUCAAGUACACCAACGGAUGAGCAUCGCGCUUUCGAAGGGGGUGUUGUUCUCCCCAAUGGCGUGUUAGCCUCAGACUUCUCAUCUGCGGAGGCUUCUCUAAACGAUGCACGUGAGUGUAGGGAGGGCUUUAAUGGAGCGGAGCAACUCAUGAGAAGCAACGACACCGUCAGCCACGUGAUUCAUGUGCAUCAUGGUAAAAUACUUAGGAGUGUCGACCAGAGUCAAACACGGGAUUCUGCAGGUGAGACAUCAUUCGUUGACUCAUCAAGAGGCGUUACAGCAAUGAAGACGAUUGCACCGUCACUGACAGUCACAUCCACAUCUCAAGCAUAUGGUUCAGGAGAUCGUACACGCAACGAAAUAUCUCGGAGUAGUAUUGGCAUGCAUGGCAGCAGUUGUGGUCUCGGAGACCUCUCGUUGCCAUCAACCAGACGAUGUGGAGAAGGCAGUGAUUUACCUGAUGGCGGGGUUGUAGGUUUUUCUUCUGCACCCGCGAGUCGGGCAAUGUGUAGUGAUAGCGUGACAGUGGAGUUGCAGCAUGAGGAGAAUGGCGAUUUGUAUAGUGAUCCUGGAGGUGGGAGGAUUGCAGGGGUUGAUAGCUCGCUAUUUCACACAUCGGUAUCGUCGACAAAAGGAGGUUCCCUCUCAAAUAACUUACCAAAUCCGCUCCUAGCACUAAAUAAGAGACUUGGACCUCAUAUGAGAACUUACUCUUCGCCAUUCUAA